Molecule: messenger RNA, 1410 nt
Organism: Stegodyphus dumicola
Lineage: Eukaryota; Metazoa; Arthropoda; Arachnida; Araneae; Eresidae
Product: serine/threonine-protein kinase VRK1-like
Biological process (GO): protein phosphorylation
Molecular function (GO): protein kinase activity; ATP binding
Source: RefSeq, a predicted model, not a curated record
ACAAUUUUUAAUUUUUUGUGCGGGUCUUGUCCAUUAUAUGUGUUAUGCAUAUAUCUAAUUUUUUUUUUUUUUUUUAACGACUCUAAAUUUCAGGUUUUGUGAUAACGCAACUUUCUAUUAGCACUGAUACUUAAAAUUGACAGUAAUGGCUGGAGCAGCGAAAAAAGUUCCCCGUCAAAAAGCUGCAAAAGGCCAUAAGCUUCCAGAACCUAUACCUGAAGGUUUUGCAGUAAGUGAUACAACCAAAAAGUCUUGGGUAUUUGGGAAAAAAAUUGGAUCUGGUGGAUUUGGAACAGUAUACUUUGCUGCUGAAUCCAACAAUCCAAAGAAUUUUGAUUAUGUUAUCAAAGUUGAGUAUCAUGGAAAUGGACCUCUGUUUGCAGAGAUGCAUUGUUAUCAGAAAAUUGGGAAACCAGAACAUCUUAAAACAUGGAUAAAAGAGAAAAAACUAGAUUAUUUGGGUCUUUCUCCAUGCCAUGGCUUUGGGUCCUUUGAAUUCAACAACUCCAAAUAUCGUUUCAUGGUUUUGGAAAGAUUUGAUAAAGACCUUCAACAACUUCUUAAUGAUAAUGGAAAAACAUUUCCUGUGAAGACUGUCUGUCUUAUUGGCUUAUCUGUGCUUAAUGUCUUGGAGUACAUCCAUAGCUCAGGUUAUCUUCACGGAGACAUCAAAGCUGCAAAUCUUCUGCUAGGCCAUAAAAAGGGUACAGAGAAUCAGGUUUAUCUUGUAGAUAUGGGACUGGCAUGUAAAUAUCAACGUGAAGGGGUUCAUAAAAAAGAUUUACCUGAUGUAAAAAAAGCACAUAAUGGAACACCUGAAUUUACUAGUAGGGAUGCUCACAGGGGAUCUUUUUCACGCCGCAGUGAUUUGGAAGUAUUAUGCUACAAUUUGCUUCAGUGGCUAUGUGGAGAACUACCUUGGGAACACUGUAUCUCGGAUAAUAACAAACUCCAGCGAGAAAAGGAGCAGUGCAUGGCAAAUUUAGAUGAAUUUUUGGAGAAAUUAUUUCCAGAUGGAGACUGCCCAGAUGGAAUAGCGAAACUUUUGCAGUAUGUCUGUGAUCUUGACUUUGAUGAAGCUCCUGAUUAUAACUUAUGUAGGAAAUUUCUGAAGGAUGAACUUAAGAAGAAAGGCUGUGAUAAAGAUAGCCUUCUUAUUUUUAAGAAAAUGGUGAAGAAACCAGCCACAAAAGCAGAUGCAUCUAAACAGGUUUCUAACAAAGAAAAUACUGUAAGAACUACAAGAUCCACUCAGACAAAAAGGAAGCAGACAACAUCUGUGUCUUUAGAUCCUAGUAUUAUUCCAACACCAGCAAUGUUAGAACUAUUACAGAAAAAAGAUAUGAAACCUAAAGGUCGCCAAAUAACAAAAAAGGCUAAAUGAAAAAAAAAAAAAAAAAAAAAAAAAAA